Messenger RNA from Strongyloides ratti, 804 nucleotides. RefSeq names its product Translation Initiation factor eIF-4e family and Translation Initiation factor eIF-4e-like domain-containing protein. Lineage: Eukaryota; Metazoa; Nematoda; Chromadorea; Rhabditida; Strongyloididae. Bases 1 to 804 code for a protein of 267 amino acids. The transcript is spliced from 2 exons. Gene Ontology annotation, molecular function: translation initiation factor activity; RNA 7-methylguanosine cap binding. Gene Ontology annotation, cellular component: eukaryotic translation initiation factor 4F complex. The record is from RefSeq and is a predicted model, not a curated record. Gene Ontology annotation, biological process: translational initiation.
AUGAGUUGUGAAACAGUAAUUGAUUCUGGUGAAAUUGACAAACAAAAGAUAUUGGACAAUAGUAGUGGUAACAAAGCAAAUGAGGAUGAUAAUUUAAAUGGUGAAAUAAAUCAGGAGGAGGAUGAAGAAUUUGAUGUACCUGAAGAUAGCAUUUUAAGACAAAAAUUUCCAAUGAAAAAUAAAUGGGAUCUUUAUUAUUUGAAGGAUGAUAAAGAUUUAACAUGGUUAAACCGUUUAAUGAAAGUUUAUACUUUUGAUGAUCUUGGUGAAUUUAUAGCGUUUCUUAAUGAAGCAAAACCCCCAAGUGUGUUAAAAAAUGGUUCUGAUUAUAAUCUUUUUAAACAUGGAAUAAAACCAUUAUGGGAAGAGAGUGACAAUGUUGAGGGAGGUCGUGCUGUUUUAACAUUAGACAAAAGUGCUAAUUGCGAAAUCCUUGAUAAUAUGUGGAAAGAAUUAAUGCUUGCAUUGACAAGUGAGCAUUUUGCAGAAUAUAAUAACUCAAUAUGUGGUGCUGUUUGCAAUAUAAGAAGUAAAGGGUCCAAAAUUAGUAUUUGGACUAGAAAUGCUAGUGAUGAAGCAACUAAUAAAGCAAUUGCAAAACAAAUGGUUGAAACAAUAUUAAAUGCUCCUGGAAUUGAUAAAUAUAAGAAAUAUUUUGAAAGUGUUAGAUUUGAAGAACAUAGAGUGGCAUCACAAAAGAGUAGCUCAUCAUUACCACCUAAAAUUUUAGUUUAUGUUAAAGAGAUAGCAAAUGUAUGGAAGGAAAAGGAAGAACAACAAGCUGCAUCAAGAGCAAAUCAUUGA